UUUUAAACCACAAGUAAAGCUACAACGCCGCGUACUAGUUUAAGGCCACCUGAGAUAAGUUUUAAGGAGUGUUUGUCUUCAUUUAUGUCCUCGUACAAGGCUAACUAGCCGGCCCUGUUGGUCCUGUUGGCUCUGUUGGCUCUGUUGGAGCCAAACUGCCUGGCUGGUUCUGGGAGGCCAGGCUGCUUCACCCAAUAUCGAUCCCGGAUGCAUCUCUGGCGGUAAGUAAAGUCAACCUUGGAGAUCACCUCCCCAGCUCAAUCAUAUGUGCCUUUCUCAGCUACCUCAUUAGACACAGGGCUAGCUGCUCAGAAAAUGUUAGCAUGUUGAUGCCAAGCACCUCAAGUCAAGACUGAAUCAAAGUAUAAAUAGUCCACCGGGGGACUACUAUCAAACGGCGUUCUCUCGCUCACUAUCAGCCAUCUCUCCACAGACUUACUAGAACCAUCACUAAACUACUGCUCUCGUCUCUAAACACAUACAUUCUAUCCCAUACUCCAAGACCACAUAUACCCCCUCCUCUCUCCCCUCUUUUUUUCUCGCUCAAUAUGGUUUCCCUAAUCGACACUCUGGUGCCCUCCACCACCUACAACAACCUGCCUUACAUCGGAGACGUUCGCGAUGCUCCUGUCGACCAUGCCCAGGAUCUCAAGGAUCUCGGCGACCUCCUGGUCAAGCACCAAGUCCCCAAGAACGUGGUCAUCCGUCUCAUCCACAAGCACUUCGACACCAAGGAUGGCGAGGUCAUGGUCUUUGAGACCAUUGACAUCCCUGGCCACGGCAAGAUCAAGACCAUGCAACCGGUCGUGACCGCCGACAGCAAGGCCCUGCUCCGCGGCAUCAACUUCUUCGUCAACGACGAGGGCAAGCCUCAGGCUUACGAGUACGGCCGCUACGAUCUCCCGGAGCUUGACAUCGAGUCAUUCCUGGACGAUUUCUGUAGCAUGGUCGCCCAGCGCGGCUUACAUCACAAGUUUGGCCUCAGCAUCCGGUCCGACGAUCAGAUCGAGCGGGUUGCCUGGACCGAAUUCGAGUACCCGCUGAAGCGAAGCACCAUCAUGCUCCAGGAUAGCAUGCCGAAGCCGGAGGCCCGGGAAGCCUGGUCGGUGAACACCGAGUGGGACGGCAUUGUCCGGGUUCCGAGGGAUUGCACCCACGUCGUAACUUGCCGGCACGGCCCAACCACGUGCAGGCACGAAAAAAAGUGCAGAGGCCAUGACGCGCACGAUGCGGACGGCUGCGAGGAAGUUGAUCAGAACCACUCUGUUGAGAAUGGCUUUCGCGUUGGCGGUGAGACGAUCCUGCCCGGGCACCCGGCCUUCGAGCUCGUCGGUGCCAUCGCUGUGCUCGCAUUCUAAAUGUCAGCUUGUAUGCGGUUCUGGCUGGCAGAAUCUGGUAUGAGGAGGAGUCAACAAAGAACCAAUUUCUCACUUAGUCGGUCAUUUUACAAGGAAUAAUUGUCUUUUGUCUGGUACAAACAACUGAGCUCUGCCUGCCACGUUACGUCCUCGAGCUCGAGCUCUUUCACUUUCGGGCGCGAGCAGUGAGAGCACAUGUUGACUUUACAUUACUCAUUUAAAUUUAUUUACUGUCGAUGUAGCAGCCCUACCCAGUUUGUCUAAGUAGCUAGCUCACUAGUGAACCGAGAGUAUAUGAACGAGAUAUU
Messenger RNA from Annulohypoxylon maeteangense, 1666 nucleotides. RefSeq lists its product as uncharacterized. The record is from RefSeq and is a predicted model, not a curated record. Lineage: Eukaryota; Fungi; Ascomycota; Sordariomycetes; Xylariales; Hypoxylaceae. Bases 549 to 1358 code for a protein of 269 amino acids. The transcript has a single exon.